Notolabrus celidotus (New Zealand spotty) is the source of this 2670-nucleotide messenger RNA. It is a transcript of the gene angpt2a, whose product is annotated as angiopoietin 2a. Gene Ontology annotation, biological process: Tie signaling pathway. Lineage: Eukaryota; Metazoa; Chordata; Actinopteri; Labriformes; Labridae. The transcript has 9 exons. The record is from RefSeq and is a predicted model, not a curated record. The coding region runs from base 222 to 1700 and encodes 492 amino acids. Gene Ontology annotation, molecular function: receptor tyrosine kinase binding.
AAAGCGAGCACAUGCAGUCUGGCACCGGUAACCUGAGGGAAUGACACACCAGCUCUAAUUCCUGAUGGCUUUUUCUCCUCCUACCACUGAGAGGGAAUAAAAGGAAUCUCAAGAGGACUCUUUUACAUUUGGAUGCUGUUUGGGAGAGACGUCCUGUCACUUAGGGGAAGUUAAAGAAGUUAUAGCUGCGCUCACUUCACAUUUAGGUCAACAGCUUCACUAUGAAGAUGCUCAAUGUGGACUUAUUAGUUAUAAGUUUCUGCCUUGGUCUGGGGACGGGAUACAAUGCUGCGGGUAAGAGACAGUAUCAGAUCCAGAACGGGCCGUGCAGCUACACCUUUCUGCUGCCAGAGCAGGACAACUGUCAAACUGAGAGCAGCAACUACAACCCAGAGCAGAAGGAUGGACCUGCAGACAACAACGAGUCAGCUCAGAGGCUGGAACAGCUGGAGAUGACCAUGGAGAACAACACGCAGUGGCUGCUGAAGCUGGAGAACUACAUCCAGGACAGCAUGAAGCAGGACAUGGUCCAACUCCAACAGACCGCUGUCCACAAUCACACAGCGACAAUGAUUGAAAUUGGGACCAACCUGCUGAGUCAAACUGCAGAGCAAACACGGAAACUGACCAAUGUGGAGGCACAGGUAAUACAUCAUACUACUAGACUUGAGCGCAGACUUCUGGAAAAUUCCCUGUCUACCAACAAGUUGGAAAAACAGCUAAUUGUCCAAACAAAUGAAAUCAACAAGCUGAAUGACAAAAACAGCUUCCUGGAGAAGAAGGUGGAGCACAUGGAGGAGCAGAGGCAGAUGGAGCUGAAGACACUUCGAGAAGAAAAGGAACAGCUUCAGACUUUAAUACUGAGGCAGACAUCCAUCAUAGGCGAGCUCGAGCAGCAGCUGCUCAGAGUCUCUUCUAACAACACGGUCCUGCAGCAUCAGCAGCAAGAGCUCCUGGACACCGUCACCAACCUGAUUCAUACUAUCUCUUCAGGCUCAGUUCCAGAGACAAAAACGGUCAUGAUGCAGGACACGCCGACCACCUUUAUGGACUGUGCUGCGGUCUACAAGUCUGGAAACAAAAAGAGUGGGGUCUACACGCUGACGUUACCCAACACUACAACAGAGGUCAAGGCUUUCUGUGACAUGGAGACAGACGGAGGAGGCUGGACAGUGCUACAAAAACGCUUUGACGGCCGUGUUGACUUUCACCGUACGUGGCAGGAGUACAAAAAGGGGUUUGGAGAUCCUUCAGGUGAACUCUGGUUGGGAAAUGAAUUUGUCUCCAGACUGUCGAUUCAACGGUCGUACAAACUGAGGAUCCAGCUGAGUGACUGGGAAGGAAACUCUGGAUUCUCACAAUAUGACCUCUUUACAAUCGACAGUGAGGCACAGAAUUACAGGAUACACCUUAAAGGCUUCAGUGGAACAGCAGGCAAAAUAAGCAGCAUCGGGCAGCCGGGAAGUGAUUUCAGUACAAAGGAUGCAGACAACGACAAAUGUGUUUGCAAAUGUUCACAACUGACAACAGGGGGUUGGUGGUUUGAUGCCUGCGGUCCGUCCAAUUUGAACGGCAUGUAUUACCAACAAGGCCAAAACUCAAAUCGCUUCAAUGGAGUCAAAUGGUACUACUGGAAAGGCUCGGGCUAUUCACUGAAGUCCACUAUGAUGAUGAUCAGACCGGCAGACUUCUCAGAUUAAACAAAGUCUGAAGGAAAGUCAGAUCGACAAACAAACAGCAACAAACAACUAAACCAAAAACUCUCCGGGGAUCCAAAGCACUUCAGACGUUUUUUUACCACAAGAACAUUUUGUGCAUUUUUGUGGAUUCUGGUUGUAAACUGUGGACUAUCACAAAUAUAUUUCUACUGAAAAUGUCUUUGACUGUGUUUUAAAUAAAUAAAUAUCGGUCUUGUAAUUAUGUUGUGUAACAACAGCUAGCUAACCAGACAGAAGACACCAUAGUAAAUGUGACAGUAAGCUCAAAUGCAUCAAUUUAACAACAUUCUGGAUAACAAUGUCAAGAUAAAACAAAGGGCUAUGGUACAACAUGCAGAUCAACAACUGGAUUAAAGUGUUUGUUAAAUGCGUUCUGGAGAUAUUUUCUAUCUGAUGUUAAAAAUGUAAAUCUAAAAUGUAAAAAGGACAGAAAUGUUUCUCUUUAGAGCGUCUAUGUAUGUAUUUGUUGUUUAAUUUAUAUGUAGAUUUUUUUAGACAGAUAUUUAACAUUUUAUAAAGAUGGAGAUCUGUUACAGAUCCUGAGGGCUACUUUGAUGCACAGAAACUAAGAGGAAUCCUGUUAAAAGAACUUAGCAGUCAUUUUUCUUAUGCUAAUACAUGAUGAUCAUUGUGCAGUUUUUUGGGGAUGUGUUCUUUUAUUUAUGAUGUUUCUUCUGAGGCGACGACAAACUGUAUCACCGAGGAAGACUGGAUUUACAUUUACUGGAUAUUAGUGUGCGACUGUAAUGCUCUACCCGCUGAAGUUGAAUAUUAAACACAACCACAGAGGAGGGAGCUUGAGACUGAACUACCAAGCUUUUUUCCACAACAAAUCCUGUUCUGCACUAUUACCAUGACAUGCUUGGUGACAGAACGCAUGCCAGAUCAUCGCGAUUGUCAUUGAUAUUUUUUACCAUUUCCAGAACAAUUAAAAAACUCUACAAACUCUGAA